Messenger RNA from Anopheles coluzzii, 2057 nucleotides. RefSeq names its product chymotrypsin-1-like. Gene Ontology annotation, biological process: proteolysis. The transcript has 3 exons. NCBI's taxonomy places the organism in Eukaryota, Metazoa, Arthropoda, Insecta, Diptera, Culicidae. Gene Ontology annotation, molecular function: serine-type endopeptidase activity. The coding region runs from base 1106 to 1942 and encodes 278 amino acids. The record is from RefSeq and is a predicted model, not a curated record.
UUCCACCGAUAACGCAAGGCGAAUGCAAUUUGUUGAAAUGAAGAAAAAACGGGGGACAGAGUUGCAUCGUGCGGCUUGUGCUUAUGGAUGAUAGGGCAGUGGUGGCGGCAGUAAGAGCCAGUGUCCCUCAUUUGCAUAUCGUCGCAAUUGUGGGCAGACAUCCGCGGGACACACCGAGCAGGGUGCACCAAUUCAAACCCCAUGCGAUGACGCCCGCGACGCGUUGAUGAUGACGCACUGAUGAAUCGGUCCGAUCCGUGUGUGUGUGAGUGUGUUACCCAUGACCUUCCGGGCACUUGUCGAAUUCUAGGCCAUCCGAUAGUCUGCAGCUCGUGUGGUAAACGCUAAGCCGUCUGCACCACGAAUCGCAAGCCGUACACGUGCUGCAAAUCGAUCACGUGCCAAUACGAUCCGACCCGUAUACAUUCCAAUUCAAAUGCGGAAGAACCACACACACACACACACACACACUCACCAUCCCGGAAGACAUCUCAUACCGGAAGAUGAGAUGAUGAUCCACCCCCAGUACACCGAAGUGUACGCCCAGGUUCGGGGUUCUAUUCUGUGCCUCAACCACCCCGCAACCAGGUGUGACAAUUGGAACAAAUUAAAAGCAAAUGUACAAUUAAAAUUUCAACGCCUACUACCAGUACAACCAGUAGCGGUGGUAUUGUACGGUGGUUUCCCGCGCCUAAUCGGAACAUUGGCAGUAGGCCAUAAAUUCAAGGAGAGACCGCCGUGUGGAGUAGCUGUGACCGGGAAAACUGGGGACCCGAUGGGGACUGCUAUCGUUCGCUCGCUUGCAGUGCCGUUUUUUGUUUUCGGUUGAUAGUGAACCCACCCCACGCUGGCUGCAUUCCAUUUUCAGGUGCUGUGUAUCGUAAAACAAUAUAAAUAUAAUUAAACGUGACACUCACUCAGUAUACUCGUCAUUGCGUUCGUGUCGAUCGGAUCGGUAGGUUGAGAGGAGGACAGUCGGUUCGCCUGUUGGUGCGAUUCCCUUUUGUUUGGACCGGCAAACGCCAGUGCUUCAUUUCUUCUCUUCGUUCCAUCUUUAGCAGUGUGUGCGGCCCUUAAACGGAGAACGAACAGUAAAGCUCUCGGUAUGAUUUCGCUCAGCUGUAUCGGUGCGUGGAUUGUCCUACUUACGGUCGGAUGUUCCGUAACGCAGGCCGAUGACUCGAAGAUCGUCGGUGGCACGACCGCUAACGAGCGCAUCCCGUACCAGAUCUCGCUCCAGGUGCUGGUCAGCUCGUUCUUUGGCUUUGGGCCGAAGCGCUGGAUGCACAACUGUGGCGGCUCGAUCGUGAACGAGUACUACGUGGUAACGGCCGCCCACUGUCUGGACGGGAUGGACAUUAACCGGAUGUCGAUCGUGGCCGGUACGAACGAUCUGCGGAACGACAGUUCGAAGGGUACGCGCUACUUCCUCGAGUCGUACAUGAUCCAUCCGGACUACAUCGAGCUGAACCGGAGCGACAUCGGCGUGAUGCGCGUGAAGGAGGCGUUCACGUUCAACGAGAACGUGCAGCCGAUCCGCUACUCGUCCGACUUUGUCGGGGGUGGUGUGACGUGCCUGCUGACCGGGUGGGGCUACACCAUGCCGAUCCGUGUCGGAUCGACGCCCAAGGACCUGCAGGAGGCGGAACUGACGACGAUCACGAACGACCAGUGCCGGGAGCGCGGCAUGCCCGUUAACCCGACCGAGAUCUGUACCUUUACCCGCGUUGGGCAGGGUGCUUGCGGGGGUGAUUCCGGUGGUCCGCUGGUGUGCAACAAUCAGCUGUCCGGCGUCGUUUCGUACGGUACGCGGUACUGUGGUAUCGGUGUGCCGGAUGUCUACACGCGCGUGUCGGAGUUUGACUCGUGGAUUCAGGAAAAUACGCAAACCAGCGGUUCUUCCAGCGAUACGCCACCGGCUGGAGAGUCGCAACCUGCCUGAAGUGGCUCACAGAUUUCCAAUCCCUUCGUCCAGGAGUGAAGAUCUCAAAUCAUGCACCCUACUACCCAGCAAACAAAUAAAGAAAAUGUAAUAUAAUAUUUCAAUUUAAAAAACC